GCCCCGCCCACCGCGGUCACGUGACGCGCCCCGCCCGACACGUGACUCGCCUGACCCGGAAGUGGCGCGCGGGGGACGCUGACGCUGGAACAAAGAUGGCGGCCCGCGGCGCUGGGGCCGUGCUGGGGCUGCUGCUGCUGCUGCUCCGCGCGGGCCCGGCCCGCGCCCGCGUCCAUCACCUCACCCUCAAAGAUGACGUGAGGCAGAAAGUGCACCUGAAUACCUUUGGCUUCUUCAAGGAUGGUUUCAUGACUGUCAAUGUCAGCAGCCUUUCCCUGAAUCCAGCAGUGAGCCCCGAUGACGUGGACCGUGUAUCAGUGGGAUUCAGUUUGUAUCGAACAAGCAAUGACGGUUUCUCCACUUACCUGGAUGAAGAAGUGGAUUACUGUAUCUUGAAGAAGACACCAGAGCCAGAUGUUUCUGUUGUAAUCUUACUUCUGGACUUCCGAACUGACCUUGUGAAAGUACGGUUCUCUUCAGAAGCUGCUUCUUUGUUACCCAGAAUUUUAUUUCUGUCUGAGGAAAAUGGUACUGCCUUAAAUACCAAGCUGCUAAAAAGUUCUGAAUCGAGUAGUGGUAAAAAUCCUCCAAAGACCAAUGAAAAUACAGAUGACAAAGGUGAGAAGUCCAAACAAAGUACAACAUCCUCCCAGAGCAUGGUAGAACAAAAACAUCCUUUUCACAAAGAUGGAGAAACUUAUUCAUUUCAGUUCUCUUUUAACAUCAGCUCGGAUAAACAAGAAGGUCUCUACAGCCUGUAUUUCCAUAAGUGUGUUGCCAAGAAAGGGCCAGCUAACGAUCAGCAGCUGUUUAGUCUUGAUAUAGAUAUUACGGAAAAGAAUCCUGAAAGCUACCUCUCAGCAGGUGAAAUCCCACUGCCAAAACUUUACAUUUCCAUGGCUCUCUUCUUUUUCCUGUCUGGGACUGUAUGGAUCCACAUACUUCGUAAACGCAGAAAUGAUGUCUUUAAGAUCCACUGGCUCAUGGCAGCCCUUCCUUUCACCAAAUCAUUGUCCUUAGUCUUCCACGCGAUCGACUAUCACUACAUCUCCUCUCAGGGAUUCCCCAUCGAGGGCUGGGCUGUUGUUUAUUACAUCACUCACCUACUGAAGGGAGCUCUUCUGUUCAUCACUAUCGCCCUCAUUGGCACAGGCUGGGCUUUCAUUAAACACAUCCUGUCAGAUAAAGAUAAAAAAAUUUUCAUGAUUGUCAUUCCACUUCAGGUACUGGCAAAUGUGGCUUACAUUAUCAUAGAGUCAACAGAAGAGGGAACAACUGAGUAUGGACUGUGGAAAGAAAUCCUUUUCCUGGUGGACUUGCUGUGCUGUGGAGCCAUCCUGUUCCCAGUGGUAUGGUCAAUAAGACAUUUGCAAGAGGCAUCAGCAACAGAUGGGAAAGACUUCAUUGGGAAAUUGCAUACUACACAUUCAAUAGCUGUUUUUCCUGGCACUCAGUCUUCUGGUGGCAUCCUUCCUGCUGCCAUUAACCUAGCAAAGCUGAAGCUCUUCAGACAUUACUAUGUCAUGAUUGUGUGUUACAUUUACUUCACACGGAUCAUUGCAAUUCUCAUAAAGAUUGCUGUUCCAUUCCAGUGGAAAUGGCUGUACCAGCUGCUGGAUGAAAUGGCCACACUCGUGUUCUUUGUCCUUACUGGGUACAAAUUCCGUCCAGCAUCAGACAACCCUUACCUACAGCUCUCUCAAGAUGAUGAGGAUGACUUGGAGAUGGAAGCUGUGGUGACAACUUCAGGAGUAAUGGAGGGCAUGAAGAAAGUCAAGAAAGUGGUGAAUGGUUCAGCAGAGCCUCAGGGCGACUGGGAAAGCACGGCAUGAUGGACUGGACUAAGGCAGCACUUUCAGAGAAACUUUUUUAAUUUAUUAAUAUUACUCUCAGUGGAAAGGGAGCAACUUGCACUCCCCACCACUGAACUGCAGAGUGGGGUGUGUCUAGGGAGAGCAAAGCAGUGCAGAAAUAUAACUAUUCCUUUGAUCAUAAGAAAAUGGGAUCUCCUGGUACCUGCAAGGAGUGUGAAGCUUUCCUAGGGAUUUUGGGUAGCUUUUUUUUUUUCCCCCCUUUUCUGGAUCGGUUCUUUAUUCUGAAUUGUUGUGUUCCUCAGAAUGUGUAAUACUCAUGUGAAGAGGGGUUUUCAGUGUGUAUGUAAAGAAUAUAUUUUAUAUAAUGCUCAUAUAUCUACACACACACACUUGCUAUGUAACAUGAAUGCUGGGACUUGCAAAGCCUGUCAGAAGGUGGGAAAAGAAGAUAAAGACAUGUAAGUAUUUUUUUUUCUUUUUAUAAACUCUCCUUUUGGCUUGGACAAAACAUUGCAAAACAAAUGGAUAGGAGCAACUGCAGUUACUUGCGAGACUGAAGGGGUAUUGGAUCAGAUGACUUCUGCCACUGCUCAUGCAAGUGUGAAAGGUGAUAAGUAUCUUCUUGUCUUAUCCCUGCAGGUGUCCACCUGAAUGUGUCAGGUUUUCAGAUGUGUUGCUAUACAGGAAAUGAGUGACUGUUCUCCAUUAAAGCACUAAGCCCAUAGUGCAGUAAACAUUUAUGUACAUUCUCCAGUGUCCUUGGAGCUGCUCUUGACUCACCCCCACUUGACAAGAAGAACAUGAGAGGUGUAAGACUGAUGCUUGCUUUUUAGGGGUCUGCCUAAAUGUUUACUUUCAAGCUGUGACCCAGAGCACUUUGGUUUGCUUUGUAAAAUAUUUUCAAGGUUUUUCAAAAGUCACUCCUUUCUGACACAGUAUAAACUGUACCAGACACUCCAGUGGAAAUCUGUCUGGCCAUUUUACUGCAGCAUAAAUCUCUGGUUCACAGUUACCCUGAGUUACUGGGCCUCUCUGGAUGCUGCUUGUACCUCUGUGGCUGUGUAGGAUUAAUGACACUGCUUGUUGAGAUGAGCUGAACUGGUCACAGUGGUAUUGCCACCAAAAACAGGCAACUGUAACUCCCAGUCCUAAAUGUUGGGAUUUUCUUCUGUCAGGAGAGGAGAAGAUUAUGACCAGAACCUUGAUGCAGGGGAAUAUGGAAUCCUUGACUGUUAGCUGCAGACUUGCAGUGGAGUCUUUACAGACAUGUUCCAAAUUGCCACGUGUGUUUUCUCUGUGGUCCCUGGAGUUGGUAUAGGGCAGUUGGUGUCCAGAUUUGUAGUAGUGAAAAUGUGCAUUCAUUUGGGGGAGGAUGGAAGUGGCUCACUGGUGGAAUGAGGAUUAGCUUUAACAAAAAUAAAUUGGUUAUUAGUCACUGACCCACUGAAGCCUUAAUACUCAUGCAGAGACAUUGACAUGUGGUGCCUCUGCCAGGGUGUCAGAGGUGUCAUCAGAGCUCUGGAUGUGCCAGCAAUGCUUACAGACUCAUUCAGGAAUUGGAGGGACUACAUUUCUGGGGCACAGCUGAUGAGAGGACUAUUAGCCACUAGUGUAUUGUAUUCUUCAAGCUGAGAAGGAGGAUUUCAUCAAGAAUCUUGUACCACUUCCUCACUCCUGAGCAGAGAUUGUGGAGCUCUUGGUGAGCUGUCUGUACCAAGACUUGCAGUUUGAGGAGCAGCACCACUUUCCCCCAUUGCCACUUCUUUUCCCAGGUGUUGGUUCUAUGCCCCAUGGAGAUGGUAGAAACCAAUCUUACCUGCUUUGAUACCUGGAACUGCCUUCUCUUCAGAUAAAGCACAAGAAGAGCAUUUGUCUCUGGCUACAGAUUUUUCUUCUGUUUUCCUCCUAAGCUGUAACUUCACAGUAAUCACAGCAGUGAUAGUUUGACUUUGCUGUCAUUGCCUUGCAGUGAGACAGUUUAGUGAGAAGAGAUGCUAUACCACUGGAAAGGCUGUUUGGUGACCUAUGCGCCUUUUAGGCCUUCUGGAGGAAGAAAUCUGCAUAUUUAGCUGAAGUGUGAGAAAUUGGACCAUAAACAAACACAGGCAGUCCCAGCUCAUCAUGCACUUAAAUUCAAUAUCUGGGAAGUUCAUCCUCUGCAGUUAUUCUGUCCCUUGUCACUCCCUGCAUCCAAAGGGCUGCUUGAACAGGCUGUGAAGUUUGAGAGAAACCCACUGAAGACUUGAAGUGUGUUGGCACUGAGGUAUGUAAGGGAUAAGGAUGUGCUGUCAGGAACAAAUUGCAUCUGGACAAUGCUGUUCUAGAGCCUGUUAAUCCUUUUGUGAAUGAGAUGUGAAACUGUCAUAGAUGUGGCAUUUCAGCCAGAAGCAGAGGGCUGUGCUGUGAUCCCAGGGAAUGCUGAGAUGGUUCCAAACAGCUGCCUAUUCCAUACCUCAGCAUCAGUGGAGCUGACAAUUUGGCAAGUGCUGUUACCUUACUCUCAGGUUUCUUAUUUUCAUUUUUUUUUUUAUAUGCACUUUUUUUAUUGAAGUUGCAUAUGGUGCAGGUUUAUCUGCCAAGUCCCUGGCUCACCAGUCAAAGGCCAAGAAAAUGGGUCAUUUCUUUUUGUAUUGGCAAGGAAAACCACAGCAGUAUUCUGGAAGUCCUUUUUUUACAAGAGCUUCUUCCAAGUUCAGCCCUGAGCUUCAGCAGUCAGCUCUGCAGCCAGCUUCAGCUGGUGAUCUACAUGGGAUGCCAAGCAGCAGGAAAUGGUCAGACCUGGGCAUUAGCAAGGAAAAUCAAAGUCAUGGACGAGUCAAAACCUGAGAGGUUCUUAUUGUGGCCAUUUCCAAAAUGAAUUUUCUCUGUUGCAAUUCCUUGGAUCAGGACAAAAAGUCUGUCCUGAUGGAUGGGAUAGCAGCUGGGAUGGUGGAGGGGAUGGCUGCAGUUGUGCUUCUCUCCAGCACAGCGAGAGCUGCACUGCAAAGCAUCAAAGACAGGCGUGCUCCCUCCCUCCUUCCCAGGCAAACCCACAUGGCUGCAUUGCGUGACUCCAGGGCUAGUGGAGCUUCAGGCAGGAUCAUCAGUGCUUGCCUUUCAUGUGCUGAUGGCUGCUGAUCUGGUAGGAAGCCCUGCCUCUCCCGGGGAGGGAAGCUAGAGGAGCUGUUGUGGGUUACAGAUCGUUAGGGAUGUGCAGCUUUGCUUCCCUGUCGCUGCUUUUGCUGAAGUGAGGAGCUGAAGCAAUCACCAGCAGUACCCAGCAGCAGUGACAGGAGUCCUGGAACAGCAGGUCUGGUGCAAUGGCAAUAAAUGGUUUGAAUGCUUUCCCAUCUGCUGUGCAGCAGAGCACUCGGUCCCCUCUGCAGACAAAAACGAGACUGGUUCAGCCUGUGCUUGUAAUGCUGGUUAUACCCCAAUAAAUCCCUGUGGAUGCUGACAUGCACAUGCCACUGCUGCACUCCUUCCUGCCUGGCUGCUCAGCAGGCUGUCUUCCAGAGGAAGCCUCCUUGCAGAGCAACUGCCAGACUCUUGCAUUCUUCGGGCUGGAAAAUGUUUUCCUUGAUGCUUCAUCAAGAGAUGUAAAGAAAGAAAGGAAGACAUAAUGGGGUCAUCUGGAGCAGUGCUGCUGCCUGCUCGGAGUGGAGCAGUUGGAGUUGAAGAAGACACAUGCUGUCCUAUUAAGAUGCUCUUUCAUGCUCUGGUCGAGCUCGGCGUGCUGUGAUGUGUGCAGUGCAUUGUUCAGUGUUUCCCUCCAGCUGAGUGCCCUGUACCUGGAUUUCCAUACUGGCAUACCCUGGGAGAGCAUGUUGUAAAAAUUUGCUGCAUUGCAGCAUUUUGUCUGGAGCUUGUAGUGGGGAAGGUGUGUUUUUUUUCUAAGCUGAGUGGACUCACUCUAGCAUGAGUGUGCAUCCACCAUGUAUCCUUGAGCACUGUAACAUUCCUUCUGGCCAUGGAAGGGCAUGUCCUGAUCACUCCAGUGUGCACAUCUGGUGCAAGUCCUGUAGAUUUUUACUGUUAAGUCUUUUUUCCUUACUGUGUAUUCCUCUUAGAGAAGCAGUUGAGCCACUGACAAUCAAAUUGAUGAGAAGGGAGGUGAUUUUGUUGUUUAUUUGAGAACUGCCCAAUUUGAAGCAAAUACUGGGUAUUGUAGGCUCUGUUGAGCUCUGAGAACUGGAGUUCCUUAGCUAUUAAGGAGAGGGAAGGAAAUCUUUCUUCCUUUAGCCUACUUGGUUUGUCUCCUUCAAUUUGACCUGUCAUGCUAGCUAACAGAUUGCUGUCACUUUAAAGAAGAUGUUUUAUAGCUCCUGUGUUAUGAUCUCUGCUUCACUCAUAGAGCACAUCCCCAUUUUUCACCUGUGUGCAAAGAGUGAGGAGCUGUGGUCUGCAGGAGUGGGAGGUGCAGUGAGGUUUGAACAUAGUGGGACUCACACUGAAACUGUGACCUUGUGUGUAGUGUCAGUAGCCUCAAUGUUUCAUGAGAGCUGAGGUGGUGCUGCCCAGAUACACUUGAGCAAUGUUUCUUUGUGUUCCCUGGGGUUGAUUUGCUGUUAAACGUUGUUCUAAAUUGCAUUAAUUUGGCUUUUUUUUUUUUUUUUUUUUUUUUUAGCUGCUGGAUACAACACUUUUGGGCUAAUUAAUCACUUUUCCUUAGCAAUAUUGAGAAGCUGUGCAUUUUUCCUUUGUAGUGUCUUGCCUGGAUAUAGCAGUGAUCCACUGAGAGCUGCACAUGAUCUGUGCUCCCAAGUGGCUGGAACAGGAUGUAGGAAAAUACUGAUACUCAGGUUUUGAGUGGUGUAGGAAGAAAGUGGCUGAGAAAAGACUCACUCCAUAUAGGCUGACUGGCUCAAAAAGCCAUUUGUGUUUUGACUGCAGCAAUCCUCUAGAAAGGACAAUUCUUAAUAAAUAUUUCCCUGUGGGAUUUCACUCAGUGUUCUGCUCUCUGUGAACUAGAGUCUGACCUCCUCAUCAUCAGAAGCAUUUCAUCCUGUAGCCAGUGGAGCUGGUACCUGUUCUGCUAAAACAGAGUAUGGGUCUAAAUAGCUUCCUUUGCCCUUUAGGAACUAUUAAUAAUUAAUUCUAGAUCCUCUUGUGUCAUUAAGCAGCUUUAGGGCACCUUGUACAAUGUAGCUUUGAAUUGAUUUAGUAAAUGACCUCUAGAAGAACUAAAAAAGACACUUCUGUGUACAGCAAGGUCCAGUUCCUGGGGUUUUGGUAACCUGUAAAUAUCUUAUUCCUCAGUUCCUGUUCAGAUGUAAAAAUGGAUUUUUUUUCAGUAUUUUUUUAAACUUUAUUAAACAGCAAACAGUAUUUGAAGAGAAGCAAGGUAGAGACAAGUCAGGACAGUCUGUGUAACUUGGUUUCCCUGCUGUGAUGCAAAUGUGUAAAAUAAAGAUUGACCAGAAA
Oenanthe melanoleuca is the source of this 7217-nucleotide messenger RNA. RefSeq names its product G protein-coupled receptor 107 (gene GPR107). Bases 96 to 1832 code for a protein of 578 amino acids. Gene Ontology annotation, biological process: clathrin-dependent endocytosis. Gene Ontology annotation, cellular component: membrane; Golgi apparatus; clathrin-coated vesicle. The record is from RefSeq and is a predicted model, not a curated record. NCBI's taxonomy places the organism in Eukaryota, Metazoa, Chordata, Aves, Passeriformes, Muscicapidae. Gene Ontology annotation, molecular function: clathrin heavy chain binding. The transcript has 19 exons.